CGCGCCGGCGCCAGAAUCGACCGCAUGAAUCAGCUCUAGUGCGCGAGUUACACAGGCUUAUUUCCUCGGUAUUUGGACAUGUCCCGUUUCGCCACUGGUUUUCCUUCCUGUGAAUCACGGCUCGAGUGUAAAGAGCUCGGUUUCACUGAAGCACAUGGAGCCAUAUGCGCUUCGAGAGCGAACGCGUCAACCGGUGUAGCGCGCGCUUAAUGUAUUUUACGUUUCGCAAUUUUUAUUUCGCACACGAAAAAAGAACGUUUUUAAAUAUUGCAAAAAUACCAAAGGUCUCAGUGUUGAAUUGAUAUUAUGGAGUUGUCACUUGUUUUAUUGGCGUUAUCGAUGUUUUUUAAAAUGUCAUCCUCCGUACGCUGUUAUAAAUGUGAGCCCGAACAAAAAUAUGACGGAUCGUCACUGUGCCGAGACUUUGACGGUAGCGACAGAUUCUUAGAAGACUGCAAACAUUCCACCAUGUGUUUCAAGAGGGAAACCACACUUCGAUUCGCCGAUGGAAUAACGACAUCGACGGUACAAAGAGGCUGCGCUUCUCAAACCCUCGACGGUGACCAAGCGAAAAUAAACGGCAAGUGGCAGCACGUGGACACAAUAUACGAAGUAUACGAUGAAGGUUGUACUGAAAACGUCGAUCCCGACCGACCUACCGUCACCGUCAACUGCUACUGCCGAGGACACCUUUGCAAUGGUGCCAACAUCGAGAUAAUUAACUACAAAACUAUUUUAUUACUUAUCAUUGCAUAUAUAUUUAGUUAAUUAGUUAUUACUGUUAUGGGUCUGUUUCACAGGUUAUGGAUAAUUCGAUUUGACGGAUGUUGGUAUCCAACAGAUAAAAGUUUUUAUGAGAUAUUUAUAUUCGCAAAUAUGAAUCUAAAAUUUAUAGUCUAUAAAUUGAGGGGAAACAGGUCCUAAUGGCCUAUUCUACCUCCUAAAGGUCAUUCGUAAGUUAUGUGCAGGAUAACUUUUACCCACUACUAGUAAAACAGGACCUUAGUAUCACUUAGUUAACACUUUUACUUUGUCAAAUCUUAUUAAGAUAUAUAUAUAUAUAUAUAUAUAUAUAUACAUAGAUCUAUAUUCACAACCUGUGCAUUCAAAAGUUGUAGUAAGCGCCUGUUUUACCUCCUAUAGAUAAAUCCUAUCAAUAACUUAUGUCCAAUUCCUAUUAAUAUUCCUAUCAAUAGCUUAUCAGGAAUCAGCCGAACAGGCCCUUAGCAGGAAUUUAAUCACGUAGUUUCAAUGAAAUUUUAUAAAAAUAAAAGCUUAUUAGGAGUUCUAUAUUUAAAAAA
Messenger RNA from Melitaea cinxia (Glanville fritillary), 1301 nucleotides. RefSeq lists its product as uncharacterized. The coding region runs from base 307 to 768 and encodes 153 amino acids. Gene Ontology annotation, biological process: sleep; positive regulation of voltage-gated potassium channel activity; regulation of synaptic transmission, cholinergic. The transcript is spliced from 3 exons. NCBI's taxonomy places the organism in Eukaryota, Metazoa, Arthropoda, Insecta, Lepidoptera, Nymphalidae. The record is from RefSeq and is a predicted model, not a curated record.